AUGCAAAUACUGUUGCCGCUUGAUAGGCAAUUGAGCAUCGAUUCAGAGGCAUUGAAACAGUCGCAUUCCGAACGUGAGUUUGUUAUUUUUGAUGAAGCUCUCCGAAUACUAUUCGAGGCUGAAAAUGAGACCAUCGUCGAGUUAUCCAUUCACAUCAACGAAGCGAAAGUCUUCUACAGCGAUGAUCCUUAUAAGUUUUUAGAGCAGCAAUCGGAACACUUGUGGGAGUUAAAACGAUCCGCUAUCAUUGGGCAGGUGUUUAACUCUAGCAUUGUGAUGAAUAACGGGCACAAGAACUUCCUGAAAAUUCUUGUUCAUUAUGAACAGGAAUCAAUAUCCGAGCGGAACUCAGAAGAGAAGUCAUCUGACGAAGAUGUUCUUCCUAGCUUCCUACCGUUGUCAUUUCCAGGAAUCAACCACACAACUCAGGACCCAGUUGAGACCCAGAUUGACAGCACAGAAGUUACAUUCCCAAUCCACGCACUACUGAAUGUGAGGCUUAGAAAUGUAGCUUUGAGCUCCCUGCAUUUCAUAUACUCUUCAUUGGACUUUCAAGCGUCGAAAGCUUGCGAGACCCUAAUGAACAAAUACAAUAUCUCCAAUCUUACUUUGCAUUUGGACAAAAUCGACUACGAGCUCGUACGGAAAUCCACCAGCGCAAAAAUCAAUCCUGUUUGUCCCUUAACGCUCCCAUUAACAUUGGAGAGCUGGAACAGCUGUAGUAUAAGUUACAAGCUUCCACAGACCAAAAGCCUGGAACCACAUCGGGUGCGAGUAACCCUGAACUAUAAUGUGGUCGCAACGCCUCAUAACUUCGUUGUCAACACAUCAUGGGAGGCAGAUAUUGCGUUAAAGAAGCAAAACGUUCCAACACUUCCCGUUUCUCAGCCAACAUCUCUUUUAGCAACACCCAUGUUCUCGCCUUCUGUCAAAUUUGCAUCUUCUGUAAACUCCCUCGUUGCCAACCGACUCAACAACGUCAGGUUUAGAUUUUUGACAAGCAAAGUAAUGUGUAAAAAGGGGCGCAAACUCACCUUGUUUCUCCAGAUCAUGAAUUCAUCUCAGUCUCAACUCGAUAUGGUUGUCUACCACACCAGUUCUGUGCCUCAAAACCCGGGACAGUACCCUAUAGACAGAGAAUACCAACUUCGCAAAAGAUGGCAGAAGACGACAGAGGGUAUUAUUCUACUAUCCAAUGACUACAAGUUGCCUCUAAUCCUGCCUGGUGAAACCUAUUGUGCCGAGCUGCAUUUUGUUGCGAUACGCGAGGGGUACUAUCACGGCCUGCCCGGCCUAAAAAUAUUAGAUCUCAAUACGCAAGAAAUCAUGAACAUUGGGUCUACCGUUAGCAUACUAGUGGAGUAA
Molecule: messenger RNA, 1365 nt
Organism: Lachancea fermentati
Lineage: Eukaryota; Fungi; Ascomycota; Saccharomycetes; Saccharomycetales; Saccharomycetaceae
Source: the annotation of a GenBank genome assembly